AUGUAUACAUUAUUACAUGGUUUUUACAAAUAUCUGGUGCAAAAAGACGAAUACUGUGUGUUAAUAUUAGGUCUUGACAAUGCUGGCAAAACGACGUAUCUGGAAGCUACAAAAACAAAAUUUACGAAGAAAUAUAAGGCAAUGAAUCCUAACAGGAUAACAACAACUGUUGGGUUAAACAUAGGAAAAAUUGAUGUAGAUGGCGUAAGACUUAAUUUUUGGGACCUCGGAGGGCAGCAGGAGUUGCAGAGUCUUUGGGACAAAUACUAUGCAGAGUGCCACGCUGUUAUAUACAUAGUAGACUCGUCUGACAGAGAUAGAAUAUCUGAAUCUAAAGAAACCUUUGAUAGAAUGAUAGCUUCUGAACACUUGUCCGGUGUACCAUUGCUCGUACUAGCCAAUAAACAAGACAUUCCAGACUGCAUGGGAGUUCACACUGUGAAGCCAAUAUUCAACCAGAACGCACACCUCAUCGGUGCAAGAGAUAUUAUGCUGAUGGCCAUUUCUGCUCUUAAUGGUGAUGGGGUCGACGAAGGCAUCAGAUGGCUUGUGGACUGCAUAAAGCGAAACAGCGUCGAUCGGCCGCCGCGCAACCACGACGAUAACUUAUAA
Messenger RNA from Spodoptera littoralis (African cotton leafworm), 612 nucleotides. The record is from the annotation of a GenBank genome assembly. NCBI's taxonomy places the organism in Eukaryota, Metazoa, Arthropoda, Insecta, Lepidoptera, Noctuidae.